This is a messenger RNA of Callithrix jacchus (white-tufted-ear marmoset), 2614 nucleotides long. RefSeq names its product cornulin (gene CRNN). Gene Ontology annotation, molecular function: transition metal ion binding; calcium ion binding; calcium-dependent protein binding. The record is from RefSeq and is a predicted model, not a curated record. Gene Ontology annotation, biological process: positive regulation of cell cycle G1/S phase transition; cellular response to cytokine stimulus; regulation of phosphatidylinositol 3-kinase/protein kinase B signal transduction. Lineage: Eukaryota; Metazoa; Chordata; Mammalia; Primates; Cebidae.
ACUGACCUGGUACUCCUCACACCACCUAGCCACUUGUCUCAUCCCACCUGGGCCUUAGGUUGACUUCAAAGAUGCCUCAGUUACUGCGAAACAUUAAUGGCAUCAUCGAGGCCUUCAGGCGCUACGCGAGGACGGAGGGCAACUGCACAGCCCUGACCCGAGGGGAGCUGAAAAGACUCUUGGAGCAAGAGUUUGCCGAUGUGAUUGUGAAACCCCACGACCCGGCAACUGUGGAUGAGGUCCUGCGGCUGCUGGAUGAAGACCACACAGGGACUGUGGAGUUCAAGGAAUUCCUGGUCUUGGUGUUUAAAGUGGCCCAGGCCUGUUUCAAGACACUGAGCGAGAGUCCUGAGGGAGCAUGCGGCUCUCAAGGGUCUGGCAGCCUCCACCCUGGGGCCUCGCGGGAGCUGGGGGAAGGACAGAGAAGUGGCACUGAAGUGGGAAGGGCAGGGAAAGGGCAGUGUUGUGAGGGGAGCAGCCAGGGACAGAGCGAGCAGGCUUCCAGAGGGCAGAACAGGCCCAGGCCUGGGGCUCAGACCCAGGGUCAGGCCACCAGCUCUGUGUGGGUCAGCAGCCAUGACAGGCAAGCCGGGUCCCAGAGCCAGGAGAGAACAAGCCUGCAGACACAGCUCUGGGGGCACAAAGAGAAGACCCAGGCAAUUGGAGAAGGCCAGAGUCAUCAGACCAGGGAGAUGAGGCCACAGACCAGGGAACAAGACAGAGCCCGCCAGACAGGUGAGACUGUGACUGGAUCUGGAACUCAGACCCAGGCAGGUGCCACCCAGACUUUGGACCAGGACAACAGCCACCAGACAGGAAGCACCAGCACCCAGACACAGGAGUCCACCAAUGGUCAGAACAGAGGGACUGAGACCUACGGUCAAGGCAGGAGUCAGACCAGCCAGGCUGUGACAGGAGGACACACUCAGACACAGGCAGGGUCACACACCCAGACCAGCCAAGCUGUGACAGGAGGACAUACUCAGACACAGGCAGGGUCACACACCCAGACCAGCCAGGCCGUGACAGGAGGACACGCUCAGACACAGGCAGGGUCACACACCCAGACCAGCCAGGCCGUGACAGGAGGACACGCUCAGACACAGGCAGGGUCACGCACCCAGACCAGCCAGGCUGUGACAGGACACACUCAGACACAGGCAGGGUCACACACCCAGACCAGCCAGGCCGUGACAGGAGGACACGCUCAGACACAGGCAGGGUCACACACCCAGACCAGCCAGGCUGUGACAGGAGGACACGCUCAGACACAGGCAGGGUCACGCACCCAGACCAGCCAGGCUGUGACAGGAGGACACACUCAGACACAGGCAGGGUCACGCACCCAGACCAGCCAGGCUGUGACAGGACACACUCAGACACAGGCAGGGUCACACACCCAGACCAGCCAGGCUGUGACAGGAGGACACACUCAGACACAGGCAGGGUCACACACCCAGACCAGCCAGGCUGUGACAGGAGGACACACUCAGACACAGGCAGGGUCACACACCCAGACCAGCCAGGCUGUGACAGGAGGACACACUCAGACACAGGCAGGGUCACACACCCAGACCAGCCAGGCUGUGACAGGAGGACACGCUCAGACACAUGCAGGGUCACACACCCAGACCAGCCAGGCUGUGACAGGAGGAUACGCUCAGACACAGGCAGGGUCACGCACCCAGACCAGCCAGGCUGUGACAGGAGGAUACGCUCAGACACAGGCAGGGUCACGCACCCAGACCAGCCAGGCUGUGACAGGAGGAUACGCUCAGACACAGGCAGGGUCACACACCCAUACCAGCCAGGCUGUGACAGGACACACUCAGACACAGGCAGGGUCACGCACCCAGACUGUGGAGCAGGACAGAAGCCAAACUGUAAGUCAUGGAGGAGCUAGAGAACAGGGACAGACCCAGACAGAGUCCGGCAGUGGCCAAAGAUGGACACCAGCGAGCAAGCCUGAGGCAGGAGAGACAGUACUGGGAGGACAGGCCCAGACUGGGGCAAACCCUGAGUCAGGAAGGCAGGACUGGAGCAGCCCUAGUGUGACAGAAGGGCAGGGAGACAGAGACAGACAGGUUGUUGAGGAAUGGGUUGAUGACCACUCAAAGGAGACAGCGAUCCUCAGGCCGGACCAUGGCAGCCUGCACACAAGCGUUUCCUCAGCACAGGGCCGGGAUGCAGCCCAACCAGAAGUGAAGCGGGCCAUCACCACUAGGGAGCUGUAUUCCUACUUGAGAAGCGACCAGCCAUGACUCCCCCUGACUCCAAUGCCUAGUACUAGAAGAAGAUAUCUGGAGACACGUUGGCUUGCCCUGCAUGGCCAGUCUAGUGGGUGCAUCCCUGGACAUCAGCUUUUUAUUAUGCAGCUUCUCUUUUAGGUGUUUCUCAACGAGGUCAUUUCUGCCAGGAGCUUUCUAUCCUAAACUGCUCUCUCUUACCUGCUUUGCAGUGCAGACCCUCUCAGGAGCAGGAAGACUUGGAGCAAGUCACUCCUUUGUACUGAACUGUCCUCAUCUCGUGGGGGUUUUCAGAACUAUUUUUGUCUCUGACAUCUCUCUAUUGCCCCGUCUACUCUAAUGCAUCAAUAAAAUCUUCAGCAACUGGC